AUGAUCUUUCUAAUAAGGAAUCCACAAGUCGCCGUCAAUGUGAGGGAGGAGCUUGUGAAAGUCACGGGAGGUUCAAGACCACUCUCACUUGGUGACAAACUCAAAACUCCAUACUUCGUCGCUACACUCACGGAGAUUCAACGACUGGCUUCUAUAUUGAACGUAAAUAUUUUUCGACAAGCGGAUUCAGACACGGAAAUUGGUGGUUAUCCUGUGCCAAGAAACACAGUUGUGUCAGCAGGGUUGUCUCUCAUUCUCAGUGAUGAAAGCAAGUUCCCCAAUCCCAGUAAGUUCGAUCCCUCCCGAUACAUCUCUGACCCAUCAUUAGCAUCAAUGGUAAUUCCAUUUGGGCUUGGCAGAAGAGCAUGCCUCGGAGAGUCACUGGCUAGGGCUGAGCUGUAUUUGGUAUUUUUAUUCAUCUAUGAUGACAUAUAA
Strongylus vulgaris is the source of this 435-nucleotide messenger RNA. The record is from the annotation of a GenBank genome assembly. Lineage: Eukaryota; Metazoa; Nematoda; Chromadorea; Rhabditida; Strongylidae.